AUGGUACCGCAUCUGCGGUCGAAGCAUCGCAAAAGCGAGAAAGGGGGGCUUGUGAAGGAGCCGCAGAAGCGGCCUUUAGACCGCAUAAGCAGAACCGCUGAUGCGGACGGAAAGAGGAAUAAUGCUUCGAAAGUCUAUGUUGUAUUUCGUGGUAAGAGGCCUGGAUUAUACAGCUCUUGGUGUCAGUGUGCUCCUAUGAUUACUGGUGUCAAUGGUAGCAUCUUCCAGGCUUUCAAAUUGUAUGAUGAAUCCAUAGCAACGUUAAAUGAGUUCAGAAAAAGUUGUCAAGCUGAGAAUUUAUCGGCAUCGAAGGUGUAUGUGGUAUUUCGUGCUAAAAGGCCCGAAUUAUACGACUCUUGGUGUGAGUGUGCUCCUAUGGUUAUAGGUUUCAAAGGAAGCAUCUUCCAGUCUUUCAAAUCUUAUGAUGAAGCCAUAGCAGCAUUCAAUGAAUUCCAAGAAGAAAAUCCUGACACUGAAAGCCCAUCUUCAAGUUCGUUUGUAGAUGAAAGUGGUGUAGGGGUUGAAGGUGACGAUGGAGCAAGUGUUAUUUCGUCUGUGUUGUUAGCUGGAAUAUUUGUAGGGAUAAAGAUAUAA
Nicotiana attenuata is the source of this 594-nucleotide messenger RNA. RefSeq lists its product as uncharacterized. The transcript has 2 exons. The record is from RefSeq and is a predicted model, not a curated record. The coding region runs from base 1 to 594 and encodes 197 amino acids. Lineage: Eukaryota; Viridiplantae; Streptophyta; Magnoliopsida; Solanales; Solanaceae.